Molecule: messenger RNA, 969 nt
Organism: Sinocyclocheilus anshuiensis
Lineage: Eukaryota; Metazoa; Chordata; Actinopteri; Cypriniformes; Cyprinidae
Exons: 6
Coding region: 1-969 (322 amino acids)
Molecular function (GO): nucleic acid binding
Source: RefSeq, a predicted model, not a curated record
AUGAAAAAAGAGUAUUACACCACACUUAGCAAAGUUUUGGCAACACAUGACCUGGUCAUCACAGAGGGCUUGCUGAUGAAAGGAAAGAGACUUGUGAUAGCUGGCAGUAUACAAGAAGACGUUCUAGAGAAGAUACAUCAGGGCAUCAAGGCAUCACUAAAUGCUUGGCAAGAGCACACAUCUACAGUCACCCAGAGCCCUGCUGACUACUGCUUUACCCUCCUGACCGUGACAGAGAGUGCAGCAGAUCUUUUACACUGUGCUGUUGACUACUGCUCACGCUACAUAGAAGUUACUUCUCUCACUUCAACAGCAACAACUCCUGUGAAAGAGAAACUUAACGCGGUGUUUGCUCGUCAUGGGGUCCCAGAGGUUUUAGUUACGGACAAUGUUCCGAGGCAUUUAAAGGAGACACUGAGAAAACUCCAGCAGAGAAUCCAGCAGAGACAGAAAGAUCUUGAGCAGCUGAGAGAGGCUGUGGAGUCUCAUAAGCGCUCUGCACAGACAGCAGUGGAGGACAGUGAGAGGAUCUUUACUGAGCUCAUCCGCUCCAUUGAGAGAAGCCGCUCUGAGGUGACACAGCGGAUCAGAGAUCAGGAAAAGACUGCAGUGAGUCGAGCUGAAGGACAAAUGGAGCGACUGGAGCAGGAGAUUGAAGAUCUGAAGAAGAGAAACUCUGAGCUGGAGAAGCUUUCACACACAGACGAUCACAUACAUUUCCUCCAGAGUCUUCAGUCUCUCUCAGCUCCUCCUGAAGCUACAGAAAACAUCUCUGUCAGUUUCCUCUAUUCUUUUGAUGGUGUGAGAGAAUCUGUCUGUCAGCUGAGACACAAACUGGAGGAUUUCUGCAAAGAGGAGAUGAAAAAGAUAUCUGUCACUCACAGUAACAUUGUUCCCAGGACCAGAGAGGACUUCCUACAAUGUAAGCCACUAACAAACACAAUGACACACACUUUUAGUUCUGUUUGA